AUGGAGCGCCGUCCAGUUGGCCGACCGAGGGGAUCAGGUCCAAAGCAACGAGCUCGAGAAGCAGUUGCAAAUGGAGGUGUUGUAAAGGCUUCAAAGAGGCCUGUUGGACGGCCGCGAACAGUUGUGCCUCCGGUUUCAAUUGAAUUGGGAAGCAUGAUUAUUGCAGGCAAUACGAGUGCGACACGGCCGGCCAAUAUUCAACGUGAAUUCUCUGUAUCAGACCUAUCAAACAUGCACAUAUCUAACGACUCUGACAACCCAACAACUGGCCACACCAGAAGCCCACAUACUGUUGUUCUACCUUCGUCAACAUCACACGAUCCGCCAAACUUGCUAUCUCAGCAUUCAACAUCAAACAUUCAAAUUAUACCUGAAGAAAAUCCUUCGAGAGCAGUUGAUUGGGGUGAUGAAGAUGAGGAUGAAGUAGACCUUGAAUGUUUGGGCGAGGGAAUUGGUCAGGAGUUUGAGUUUGCUCAGAACGAAGAUGAGCGGGGUGACGAGGUGGAUCCUCUUGAUCAAAACAGCGAGUUACAAGAGUCUUCUUGUGUAGAUUGUGCCCCACCUGCAUGGCUUCAAAAAGCCUUCAAUUCUAAGAUUUCCGAGUCGUCGUCUGAAAAUCGUGAUGAAAAUGGCCUCCCCCUGCUAUAUGCAAAACAUCGUACAAUUUGGUUUCCCCAACCGUCCCCCUACUUUCUAUUAUUGCAAAAUGAACCCUCGCCAUCAAAGCUCUUUAAUCCUCGGAUGUGCUUGUGGGAUCCACGAGCAUUAUUUAGAAUUGGCUGUCCAAAGUGCAAGUUUCCGUUACGACGACACGGGCAUAUUUCCCGUCCUCGUCGGGUUGUCGAUAUCGACUCUGAGUUCUACAUUAUUGGCUUCCGCUAUAGGUGCGGCGUAUGCAUUCAUCCUGUAUCAGGAAAGCACACUGUCACUUUCAACUCUUGGGAUAGUCGAAUCCUUUCAAUGCUUCCUCAAGAUCUUGCAGCAGAAUUUCCCGCCAUUCUCAGUCAUCGUAGUGCGAUAUCAAAGCCUCUCUUUGAAAUUGUACGGUCUGGCUUUCAAAAUGGCAUGGCAGCCAAACAAAUAUCAGACACCAUCCGGAUUCAUCAUUUAUUGAAGUACGACACGUGUCAGGGUUUCUCCAGUUUCCCCUCUUUAUCUUCACAGAAUUAUCUUAUUCUUUCAUUAUCUUAUCAAUUAUCUGAUUAG
This is a messenger RNA of Psilocybe cubensis, 1206 nucleotides long. RefSeq lists its product as uncharacterized. Lineage: Eukaryota; Fungi; Basidiomycota; Agaricomycetes; Agaricales; Agrocybaceae. The coding region runs from base 1 to 1206 and encodes 401 amino acids. The record is from RefSeq and is a predicted model, not a curated record. The transcript has 2 exons.